UUGGUCUGGAAAUCGGCUGUCAAAUUGACUUUGCGGAGCUGCUUCUGCCUCCCCCUCGCCUGCAAACAAGUUGCGCUAGCAUUUCUGCCACCCUGACCAACCUUGUUACGUACCCUCAAGAUUGUCACCAAAGGGCAGGAACCGACCAGACAAAAAAAUACCCUCCCCCUCCCACCUGCUCCCGUCGCCAAAACCCUCCAUUUACCUCAUCUCCCGUUUCUUUCUUUUCCCCUACACCCCCUCAAGUCGAUCCAUCUCCCUCAUUUCCCUCCUUCUUCCUCUUUCAACUCUCCCAUCCCUCACCAUCACCACAUCAACUCUCCAACUUCACUUCCUUUAUACCCCACCAUCACAGGAAGUCAUCCGCUGGGAGAGUCACCACAUUCACAUAACCACAUUUAGUGAAGAUGCCUUCCGCAACGACCGCUAGCACCAACGGUGCCAAUGGCGCCUCUGCCAGCCCUGCUCCCGCCCCCUCUGCGAACGACAACAUCCGCCGCUUCGCUGCUCCCAGCAGGCCGUUGAGCCCUCUCCCCGCCCAUGCUCUCUUCAACGAGAAGACACGAUGCUUCGUCUACGGUCUGCAGCCCCGUGCUGUCCAGGGCAUGCUUGAUUUCGACUUCAUCUGCAAGCGCUCCACCCCCUCGGUCGCUGGCAUCAUCUACACUUUUGGUGGUCAGUUCGUCAGCAAGAUGUACUGGGGCACUAGCGAGACCCUCCUGCCCGUCUACCAGGAGGUUCCCAAGGCUGUUGCCAAGCACCCCGAUGUUGACGUCGUUGUCAACUUUGCCUCUUCCCGCAGUGUCUACAGCUCCACCAUGGAGUUGAUGGAGUACCCUCAGAUCAAGACCAUUGCUAUUAUUGCUGAGGGUGUUCCCGAGCGCCGCGCUCGCGAGAUUGCCUACGUUGCCAAGCAGAAGGGCAUCACCAUCAUUGGCCCUGCCACCGUCGGUGGUAUCAAGCCCGGCUGCUUCAAGAUCGGUAACACUGGUGGUAUGAUGGACAACAUUGUUGCUUCCAAGCUCUACCGCAAGGGCUCUGUCGGCUAUGUCUCCAAGUCCGGUGGCAUGUCCAACGAGCUCAACAACAUUAUCUCCCAGACUACGGAUGGUGUUUACGAGGGUGUUGCCAUUGGUGGUGACCGUUACCCCGGCACCACCUUCAUCGACCAUCUCCUGCGUUACCAGGCCGAUCCUGCCUGCAAGAUCCUCGUCUUGCUCGGUGAAGUCGGUGGUGUUGAGGAAUACAAGGUGAUUGACGCUGUCAAGCAGGGCAUCAUCACCAAGCCCAUCGUUGCUUGGGCCAUUGGUACUUGCGCCAGCAUGUUCAAGACUGAGGUUCAGUUCGGUCACGCUGGUGCCUUCGCCAACUCUCAGCUCGAGACUGCGGCCACCAAGAACAAGAGCAUGCGUGAGGCUGGUUUCUAUGUUCCCGACACUUUCGAGGACAUGCCUGCUCUCCUCAAGCAAGUCUAUGACAAGCUUGUGGCUGAUGGCACCAUUGUCCCCGCCCCCGAGCCUGUUGUCCCCAAGAUCCCCAUCGACUACUCGUGGGCUCAGGAGCUUGGCCUUAUUCGUAAGCCUGCUGCCUUCAUUUCUACCAUUUCCGACGACCGUGGCCAGGAGCUCCUUUAUGCUGGCAUGCCCAUCUCGGACGUUUUCAGGGAGGAGAUUGGUAUCGGCGGUGUCAUGUCCCUUCUCUGGUUCCGCCGCCGUCUUCCCGAUUACGCCGCCAAGUUCCUUGAGAUGGUUCUCAUGCUUACUGCCGAUCACGGUCCCGCCGUGUCUGGUGCCAUGAACACCAUUAUUACCACCCGUGCCGGCAAGGAUCUCAUCAGCUCCUUGGUCGCUGGUCUCUUGACUAUUGGCUCCCGUUUCGGUGGUGCCCUUGAUGGUGCUGCUGAGGAGUUCACCAAGGCUUUUGACAAGGGCCUGAGCCCCCGUGAGUUUGUCGACACCAUGCGCAAGCAGAACAAGCUCAUCCCCGGUAUUGGUCACCGUGUCAAGUCUCGCAACAACCCCGAUCUCCGUGUCGAGCUUGUUAAGGAGUACGUCAAGGCCAAGUUCCCCUCUACCAAGCUUCUCGACUACGCCCUCGCCGUCGAGAGUGUUACUACCUCCAAGAAGGACAAUCUUAUUCUCAACGUCGACGGCUGCAUUGCUGUCUGCUUCGUUGAUCUCCUAAGGAACUGCGGUGCUUUCAGCCCUGAGGAGGCUGAGGACUACCUCUCUAUGGGCGUUCUCAACGGUCUGUUCGUGCUUGGUCGUUCCAUUGGUCUCAUUGCCCAUUACCUCGACCAGAAGAGACUUCGCACUGGCCUCUACCGUCAUCCUUGGGAUGAUAUCACUUACCUCCUCCCCAGCCUCCAGCAGCCCGGCCCUCCGGGUACUGAGGGUCGUGUUGAGGUCCAAAUUUAAAAGCGAAUUAUAUAGGGAUUUGGGAUGGUUAGACAUGGGAUCUUUUACUUUACGGAGCGGUUACGGUCAUGAAUGUUUUCAUUUUUUUUCUUCGGCAGGUGGUAGAGGGUCAUCAAUGAAGGG
Messenger RNA from Neurospora tetraspora, 2540 nucleotides. RefSeq names its product putative ATP-citrate synthase subunit 1. Gene Ontology annotation, cellular component: cytosol. Gene Ontology annotation, biological process: acetyl-CoA biosynthetic process; fatty acid biosynthetic process; tricarboxylic acid cycle. Gene Ontology annotation, molecular function: ATP citrate synthase activity. The record is from RefSeq and is a predicted model, not a curated record. The coding region runs from base 408 to 2417 and encodes 669 amino acids. NCBI's taxonomy places the organism in Eukaryota, Fungi, Ascomycota, Sordariomycetes, Sordariales, Sordariaceae. The transcript has 2 exons.